Molecule: messenger RNA, 6330 nt
Organism: Suncus etruscus (white-toothed pygmy shrew)
Lineage: Eukaryota; Metazoa; Chordata; Mammalia; Eulipotyphla; Soricidae
Gene: UNC13B
Product: unc-13 homolog B
Exons: 40
Coding region: 267-5096 (1609 amino acids)
Biological process (GO): synaptic vesicle maturation; neuromuscular junction development; dense core granule priming
Cellular component (GO): plasma membrane; synaptic vesicle membrane; terminal bouton
Molecular function (GO): calmodulin binding; syntaxin-1 binding; phospholipid binding
Source: RefSeq, a predicted model, not a curated record
GCUCCUGCCUCCCAGCGAUGGCGCCGCCGGGCCGCGCCCAGUCCUCAAUCGCUGGCCGGCUCUUGUCCACACUUGCUCGCUGAGACGGACGGUGCGGACCGGAGUUGGAUCCGAGGGAGCGACUGGACGGCCGGACGGACGCUCGCGACUGGGGGAGCAUGGGGGAGCGGCCAGCCCGGUGGGGCUGCUAGCGGGAUCAGCCGCGGCACCUGCUGAGGAGGAAAGAGGGAGCGGCCGGGCGCGGCGGAGGUGGCGACGGCUCGGCCAUGUCGCUGCUCUGUGUGCGCGUUAAAAGAGCUAAAUUCCAGGGUUCACCAGAUAAAUUUAAUACAUAUGUGACCCUGAAAGUUCAGAAUGUGAAGAGCACAACAGUAGCAGUGCGUGGGGAUCAGCCUUCCUGGGAACAAGAUUUUAUGUUUGAGAUUAAUCGCCUGGACUUGGGUCUAAGUGUGGAGGUAUGGAACAAGGGACUGAUCUGGGACACCAUGGUAGGAACCGUGUGGAUUGCAUUGAAGACUAUUCGUCAAUCUGAUGAGGAAGGGCCUGGAGAGUGGUCUACUUUGGAGUCAGAGAUAUUAAUGAAAGAUGAUGAGAUCUGUGGAACUAAAAAUCCAACUCCCCAUAAAAUUUUGCUUGAUACAAGAUUUGAGCUGCCUUUUGAUAUUCCAGAGGAGGAAGCCAGAUAUUGGACCUACAAAUUGGAGCAAAUCAAUGCUUUGGGAACAGACAAUGAGUAUUCUAUUCAAGAAGAAAACCAGAGGAAGCCAUUGCCCACUGCUGCCACCCAGUGUUCUUUUGAAGAUGCUGAUAGUGCUGUUGAUGACCGAGAUAGUGACUAUCGCAGUGAGACCAGCAAUAGCAUCCCUCCUCCUUAUUAUACAACAUCCCAGCCCAAUGCUUCCGUGCACCAGUUUCCUGUGCCUGUGCGAUUCCCACAGCAGCUGCUGCUUCAAGGCAGUUCCCGAGACUCUUGCAAUGACUCUAUGCAGAGUUAUGAUAUUGAUUUCCCAGAGCGGCAAGCCCUCAGCCCCACCUGCAGUAGUAGGUAUGGCUCCUCCUGUAAUGUGAGUCAAGGAAGCUCUCAGCUGAGUGAACUAGACCAUUGUCCUGAACACGAUGACUGUCGGGAGAGGGACUCAAUUCAUUCUUGUCACAGCUCUGGCAGUUUCUCCAGAGAUGGGCAAGUUGGUUUCGGAGAACAUGAGAAAGACUGGGAAGGGAUAAGUGAAGCCAAAAGGGAAACAACAUGUGAAACAAAGGAGAUGAAAGAAAGUACAACAAUCCAUCAUCCUCCAGAUCUGGUGCUACACAAAGACCAUGCCUUAAGCUCCCAGGAGAGUUUUCCAGAGGAGAAUGCAUCUUCACCAUUUACCCAAGCCAGAGUGCACUGGAUCCGAGCAGUCACCAAGGUUCGAUUACAGCUACAGGAGAUUCCAGAUGAUGGAGAUCCUUCCCUGCCCCAGUGGCUUCCAGAGGGCCCAGCUGGAGGGCUCUAUGGCAUUGACAGCAUGCCAGAUCUACGCAGAAAGAAACCACUGCCACUUGUCAGUGAUCUGUCUCUGGUCCAGUCUCGGAAAGCAGGCAUUACUUCUGCAAUGGCUACACGUACUUCUCUCAAGGAUGAAGAACUGAAAUCUCAUGUGUAUAAGAAAACCCUGCAGGCCUUAAUAUAUCCUAUUUCGUGCACUACACCCCACAACUUUGAGGUUUGGACAGCCACAACCCCAACCUACUGCUAUGAAUGCGAAGGCCUGCUCUGGGGCAUUGCCCGGCAGGGCAUGCGCUGCAGUGAGUGUGGAGUCAAGUGCCACGAGAAGUGCCAGGACCUGCUCAAUGCCGACUGCCUACAACGGGCUGCUGAGAAGAGCUGUAAACAUGGAGCUGAGGACCGGACUCAGAAUAUUAUCAUGGCUAUGAAGGAUCGCAUGAAGAUCCGUGAAAGGAAUAAGCCAGAAAUAUUUGAAGUUAUCCGGGAUGUGUUCACCAUGAGCAAAGUUGCCCAUGUGCAACAGAUGAAAACAGUGAAGCAGAGUGUCCUGGAUGGUACCUCUAAAUGGUCAGCCAAGAUUACCAUCACUGUGGUGUGUGCCCAGGGUCUUCAAGCCAAGGAUAAGACAGGAUCCAGUGACCCAUAUGUGACUGUGCAAGUGGGCAAGACCAAGAAGCGUACCAAGACCAUUUUUGGGAAUUUAAAUCCUAUUUGGGAGGAGAAGUUCCAUUUUGAGUGCCACAAUUCUUCUGACCGCAUUAAGGUGCGUGUAUGGGAUGAGGAUGAUGACAUCAAGUCAAGAGUGAAACAGCGACUAAAACGAGAGUCUGAUGAUUUCCUUGGCCAAACCAUCAUUGAGGUUCGAACUCUAAGCGGCGAGAUGGAUGUCUGGUAUAACUUGGAGAAGAGGACAGACAAAUCAGCCGUCUCAGGGGCUAUCCGACUACAGAUCAGUGUGGAAAUCAAGGGAGAAGAAAAAGUAGCCCCAUAUCACAUGCAGUAUACAUGUCUUCAUGAGAACCUUUUCCAUUACCUCACUGACAUUCAGGGCAGUGGAGGAGUUCGGAUCCCUGAGGCUAGAGGAGAUGAUGCAUGGAAGGUGUAUUUUGAUGAGACUGCCCAAGAAAUUGUGGAUGAAUUUGCCAUGCGCUAUGGCAUUGAGUCCAUAUAUCAGGCUAUGACGCACUUUGCAUGCUUGUCAUCUAAGUAUAUGUGUCCUGGCGUGCCAGCAGUGAUGAGCACCUUACUGGCCAACAUCAAUGCUUACUAUGCUCACACAACUGCUUCCACCAAUGUCUCUGCUUCUGAUCGCUUUGCAGCCUCCAAUUUUGGGAAAGAGAGAUUUGUAAAACUUCUGGACCAGCUGCACAACUCACUGAGAAUUGACCUCUCCACAUACAGGAAUAAUUUCCCUGCUGGGAGCCCUGAGCGACUUCAGGAUUUAAAGUCAACAGUGGAUUUGCUGACUAGCAUUACUUUUUUCAGAAUGAAGGUACAAGAAUUGCAGAGCCCUCCAAGAGCCAGCCAAGUGGUAAAAGAUUGUGUAAAGGCCUGUUUGAACUCCACAUAUGAAUAUAUAUUCAACAACUGCCAUGAUUUAUACAACCGCCAGUACCAACUGAAACAGGAGCUACCUCCAGAGGAACAAGGGCCCAGCAUUAGGAACUUGGAGUUUUGGCCCAAACUCAUCACAAUUAUUGUAUCAAUUAUUGAAGAGGAUAAGAAUUCCUAUACACUUGUUCUGAACCAGUUUCCUCAGGAGCUGAAUGUGGGAAAAGUCAGCGCAGAAGUAAUGUGGCAACUCUUUGCCCAAGAUAUGAAAUAUGCACUGGAGGAGCAUGAGAAAAAUCGACUGUGUAAGAGUGCUGACUACAUGAACCUUCACUUCAAAGUGAAAUGGCUACACAAUGAAUAUGUGCGGGAUCUUCCUGCCCUCCAUGGACUUGUGCCUGAGUACCCAGCAUGGUUUGAACAGUUUGUUCUACAAUGGCUGGAUGAGAAUGAAGAUGUGUCCUUGGAAUUCUUGCAUGGGGCCCUAGAACGAGACAAGAAGGAUGGGUUCCAGCAGACAUCAGAGCAUGCACUCUUUUCCUGCUCUGUGGUGGAUGUCUUCACACAGCUCAAUCAAAGCUUUGAGAUUAUCCGGAAGCUGGAAUGCCCAGACCCUAACAUCCUUUCUCACUACAUGAGGAGAUUUUCUAAGACCAUUAGGAAAGUGCUAAUACAGUAUGCAAACAUCUUAUCAAAGGACUUUCCAGCUUAUUGCAAAAAGGAGAAAAUGCCCUGCAUCCUGAUGAACAACAUGCAACAACUCAGAGUCCAGCUGGAGAAAAUGUUUGAGGCCAUGGGAGGCAAGGAGCUGGACCCUGAAGCUUCAGACAGUUUGAAGGAUCUGCAGGUGAAACUGAAUACAGUUCUGGAUGAGCUCAGCAUGAUGUUUGGAAACAGUUUUCAGGUACGGAUUAAAGAGUGCGUUCGACAAAUGGCUGACAUCCUGGGCCAGGUACGUGGCACAGGAAAUGCAUCUCCCAACGCCAGGAUUUCCGUGGCGCAAGAUGCAGAUGCAGUACUCCGACCGCUCAUGGACUUCUUGGAUGGCAACCUUACACUCUUUGCCACUGUGUGUGAAAAGACGGUCCUAAAGCGUGUACUGAAAGAGCUCUGGCGGGUAGUAAUGAACACAAUGGAAAGGAUGAUUGUUUUGCCUCCACUCACUGACCAUACGGGCACUCAGUUGAUCUUCACUGCUGCUAAAGAGCUGAGUCAUCUUUCCAAACUCAAGGACCACAUGGUGCGAGAGGAAACAAGAAGUCUCACUCCAAAGCAGUGUGGUGUCCUUGACCUUGCCUUAGAUACCAUCAAGCAAUACUUUCAUGCAGGAGGCAAUGGACUGAAGAAAACCUUCCUGGAGAAGAGUCCAGAUAUGCAAUCCCUACGUUAUGCCCUGUCUCUCUAUACACAGACCACAGAUACACUCAUUAAGACCUUUGUGCGCUCUCAGAUUGCCCAGGUGCAUGAUGGGAAAGGUAUUAGGUUUACUGCUAAUGAGGACAUUCGACCGGAAAAGGGUUCUGGUGUUGAUGAUCCUGUGGGAGAAAUCUCUAUUCAAGUGGAUUUGUUUACACAUCCUGGGACUGGAGAACACAAGGUUACAGUAAAAGUGGUGGCUGCCAAUGACCUCAAGUGGCAGACAGCAGGUAUGUUCCGGCCCUUUGUGGAGGUGACUAUGGUUGGUCCACACCAAAGUGAUAAGAAGAGAAAGUUCACAACCAAAUCAAAAAGCAACAACUGGGCCCCCAAGUACAAUGAGACAUUUCAUUUCCUCCUGGGAAACGAAGAGGGGCCAGAGGCCUAUGAGCUGCAAAUAUGUGUGAAGGAUUACUGUUUUGCCCGAGAAGAUCAUGUUCUGGGACUGGCUGUGAUGCCUCUGAGGGAUGUGGCAGCCAAAGGUAGCUGUGCCUGCUGGUGCCCCUUGGGCAAGAAGAUACACAUGGAUGAGACAGGCAUGACCAUUCUUCGGAUUCUAUCUCAGAGAAGCAACGAUGAAGUGGCCCGAGAAUUUGUUAAGCUCAAAUCAGAGUCUCGUUCCACUGAGGAGGGGAGCUGAGAACCUUGACUUCUAUGCCAAUCAGAUGGCAACAUUUAUACAAAACAGGGCCAAUGGGAGUUACAAUGUCGCCAACAUAGGCCCUUCCUGGUUAAGAGAUUGGCUUCAUUUUCUUAAAAAUUUUGGAGUGGUGAGAAUAUGCCUCUUCAUAGAAAAAAAAUGGUUAUAUAUCUUUGACCAGCAGGUCUUUGGUGCUAGGAGCUGGACUGUGGCAAUUACCAAAAAGGCAAAAAAGAAGAAUUUUUUUCAGAAUGAGAGAGAGACACAUAUUUGAGAGUCAGCUAUUUUUGGCCAAAACACCAUUACCCCAUCUCUAUCCCUCUCCAGACCAAUUAGUCACAUACAUACAAAUUAUAGAAAGAAGUUCAGAGUAGCUUAUACCCAGUAGUUAGUUGAGUAUGUGGGUAUCCCUGGACCUAGGAUUAGGAUUGGAAUAUGACUGAAGCAGGAAGCACACAAAACAAUUUAGACUGCCCCUUUUAGUAGAAGCUAAUAGUUUUGUGAGGCUCCAGUAAGAACAAUGUUUUGAAACUGAACAAUAUAACUUCCAGAAAUGGUCUGUGUUAAUCCCUGUUCCAUAGAACCAGGUUCACAUGGUGCUUCAGAGCUCUGAGCAGAAUAUUCUUUGGGGACCCAGCACCAGGGACCACCUGCCCAGGAGUUUCCCUACCUCACUCCUGUAAGAAGGUGAAUGAUGCUUUAGAACAUAUGGGGCUAUAUAUUUGUGUAUACACCUGAGGGCUACUUUAAAGAUUCAGGGGAGAGGACUGUAUUUUCUUUAUGCAUUGGUCCUGAACAAAAUUAGUGGAAACCAGGCUAGAAAGAGUCCUCCUGUAAUCACUGCAUUCUGAAUGUCCUCCCAUUUUGGCAUCACUUCUCUUCAUCUAGAUUAGCUGCUAUUUCCUUCAUAUAUAUUCACCCUGACAGAAGGGGCUUGGACUAUGAUCCUUUUGUACAGGAUGAAUUGAGGAGGCCUCAAUACUCCCUUGGAUAUCAGAAAAACUCCAGGAGUCUUAUGAACUUCACAGAUUAAUGCUCAAAGAUAUGACAUGGUCAUUGGAUAUCUUCAGUAGCAGCCUCCUAAAAAUCCUAAGAACUGCAGAGUUCUAUAAUGCUCACAAUUAUAAAGGACAUUACAUUAAAUGAUAAAUUAAGCAUCUUUACUGUUAUUAAUUAUAUGUGCCAUUGUUACAGGAGGUUUUUGUAGUAAAUAAUAAAUUAUCUUAUAACAGCC